AUGUCCCUUCCCGCGAACGUCAUCAACUCCAUCCUCCCCAGGCCAACGCUUCAGGACCUUCCCCAGAACCAGUCAGACAUUGACAAUGACAUCCACUACCUACUCAACUGGUUGAGUCCCUACUUCCCCAGCGAUUUGGCAGCUCAAAGUAAGCAGAGGCACAACAGCUCGCACAAGUCCACCAUAGCACCAUCCCAGCGACUUCGCUCAGCCAUCAGAUCGUGCCUCAAGGACGACUCCAGCCAGCAGGAGUUCGUCAGGUUGUACAUCAACUCUAUCAAUCGUGAAUUCCAUCGCUUCUUUUCCACCACCAGCCUUGACGAUUUCGAAUUCAUGGACUACUACACGCUUAUCCGCUUGGUUCUUGACUACUACAAUGGAUGCAUUGCCCAGUUGCACCUAAGCCGUUUGGUGAAGAACUUGUUCCAGCGUAACUUGAACGCGUUGUUCCAGACCCAUCUCAUCGGAAGCCACUCUAACUCCCGCUUCUUGGGCUUGUUACGAGACUACUUGAGUAGUUGUCUCGUCACUCCCCUCUUGGAAUCUCCCACCACGCACAAGAACUCACACAAUCCCUCCAAGACCCUCAUAGACGUCAUCACCACUCUCUCGUCGCUAAAUAUGACCAACGAAGUCAACUACAUCUUGAUCCGACUCUCGAUCCAGAAAAUCCAGAAGUAUGUGGCUCUCAACUGCUCGCGUGUUUGGGACGUCGCUUUGCUCCACCAAAUCAGUCAGUUUAUCCAAAGCGAAGUCUACUCCAAUUUUUCAGUGAUCGUUGCUUAUUCCACCGACUCGGGCCUUGCAGACGAAAUAAACAAUGCUUACUUGUACGAGUUGAUCAAAAUAGCAUACGAUGAACUUGUGUCAUUGAGAAUCAAGGAGAUAUUCGAAUUGGUUGUGAGUUUCCCAUCCAGUAGGAUUGCCCUCGAUGAACUAUACCAAUGCUUACUGAUCAAAUAUAACCACGACCACUACAAUGAUCGCAGUCAUCAUGACAUAAGCCAAACCCACAACUUAAUUAACGAUGUAACGAACUUGACCAGUUUUGAAAAUCUAGCAAAUUAUUCUCUCAAGACACAAUCAUACCAAAGAUCCAAAUUGGUGGAAACCUUCAUAGACUUAUCACAUUCCCACCUACUCCACUCGGGUUCAAAUACUAUUGAUGUGAUAACAACCUACACCAAGACUAUUAAUUCCUUUUUGAUCAUAGACCCUAAGGGAGUUUUGCUCGACAAGGUAGUUCGUCCAAUCAGACGGUACUUGAAGACCAGAGAAGAUAUUAUAAUCAAGCUUGUUCACGGUCUCUUGGAUGAAAAUGACGAAGCAAAAUUAGGCUUAGCACGGGAAUUGCGAGCUACUAAAAGGAAUAAGUCUACUUACACAAGUGAAUCUACGAACAUUGAAGAUGGUUUGGACCUUCAUUGGAUUCCUGAUCCAAUAGAUGCAUUGCCAGAUUUUAAGAAAGGUAAGGUGAGUGAUAUUAUUGAAUCUUUGAUAUCGAUCUUCGACUCAAAAGAUAUAUUUAUUGAUGAGUUCACCAAGUUAUUUGGAGAAAAGUUGUUGCAAUUGCAUAACUAUGAUGUUUCUGAGAUUGAAGAACAUUUGGACCUCCUCAAGACCAGAUUUGGAAAGGGAGAAUUCACCAUGUUGGACAUCAUGAUCAGAGAUAUCCAAGAAAGUAAAAUCAUUAACGAAAUCUUACCGACCGGCUCUUCCAAUCCUCGCUUUCACUCUUCAAUAUUGUCCCAUCUUUAUUGGACCAGUUUGGAAAGCAAAGAACUACGUGUUCCAGAACUUAUCCAAAACAAGUUCGACGACUACAAUAGUAAAUUCUCCAAACUCAAAAGAGGCCGCAAUUUGAAGUUUGUACCAAAUCUAGGCUUGGUCAAAUUGAACUUGAAGUUUAAGAAUAGGACUAUGUACUUUGAAGUCAGUCCGGACAAAGCAGCUGUGAUAUCACUAUUUGAUGAAGAGGAAAAUGAGCUUUCAGUUGACUCCAUUGCAAACAAGUUGAACAUGAGCCAGUACGACGUUUCGAAAUGCUUGAGUUUUUGGGUGGGUGAAAACGUGUUACUUGAGCUUACCAGAACGUUGUACAUAAUUAACGAUGAUGAAGAAGAUAUCCCGUUUGAGGAAACAGGAAACAGUAUCCCAUCUAUUUCAGCCGCUUCGACAGAAAGUGUGGGCAAUAAAGAACACGAGUUGAUUGUUCUUUGGCCCCAUUUGAAUACAAUUUUGGAGAAUAUAACUUCGUUGUCCUUUGAAAGAAUAAAGAGCUUGUUGAAAUUAACAGUUCCCAAAGAAAAGAUGGAUUUAACCACACUAAAGGACUCGCAACUUGAGGACUUUCUCGAUUGGUUGGUGGAUGAAAACAAGAUCUUGCUUAGUGCUGGCACUUACAAAUUAAAAAGGUAA
Molecule: messenger RNA, 2418 nt
Organism: Suhomyces tanzawaensis NRRL Y-17324
Lineage: Eukaryota; Fungi; Ascomycota; Pichiomycetes; Serinales; Debaryomycetaceae
Product: anaphase promoting complex subunit 2
Exons: 1
Coding region: 1-2418 (805 amino acids)
Biological process (GO): ubiquitin-dependent protein catabolic process
Cellular component (GO): anaphase-promoting complex
Molecular function (GO): ubiquitin protein ligase binding
Source: RefSeq, a predicted model, not a curated record